AUGUCAGUGAACGAUCAGAUAACUCAUAUAGGGAAAACAUUGUCCACAACGGCGUCCGCCUUUCUAAGUUAUCAAAAAUCAAACAGCAACACUCAGGAUGUACUAACCAAUAGCGGGCCUUACAAGAACUUGUUAUCCACUACUGUCAAUAAUACAAAUUCAGCUUCGUACCUUCAGAAGAGGAAUGAACGGAUACCUCUUAUAAGAAAUGGUUCUUACACUUUCGAAGAUGUUUACUCAAAGACGAGAAGAAGCGAUGUAUUCAAAAAUAAGUUUACAGACAACAAAACAUGCUUCAGAAUGUCCACAUACAUAAGCGACGAUUUACUGAAUGAAAUUCCCACUAGGGGAAGCCCAAAGGGCAACACUGAUGACAAGCUUCUAACAGGAAAGGGAGAGGGUGAAACAUCUUGGAAAAACGCACCCAAGAAAGAAUCAUCCUUGUUCCAAGGCUUCAAAAGUUAUCUACCAAUAGCCGAGCUUGCUAUCGAAAACACUGAAAAGUUAACAUAUGGCACGAAUGAUAUGGAUGAUGCAGGAAAUGUUUUGUCCAAGAAAUCAGAACGAGAGGACGUGGUCACUGACCUACCUAACUUCCAAGAUUCAUUCCUCAUACCGCCGGGAGUGGAAACGAAAAAAAUAAGUUCCUCUUAUUCCCCUACUGCAUUGAAAAGUUUUUCUCAAACACUUGUAAAUAGUUUAGAAUUUUUGAAUAUCCAAAAGAAUUCUACAUUAUCCGAAGUAAAGGACAUUGAUCUUGAAAUUGAGGGCCUAAGGCAAACAAAGGAGAAAUUGUUAACAAAGAUCGCCAAUAUAGAACAGAACCAAUUUCUUUUGGAAGACAAUCUUAAGCAAAUUGACGAUAGAAUGGAUUUCCUAGAAGAAUAUGGACUGGAAAUAAUCGAAGCUAGUAGUGAUGAAAAUGCAGAAGAUCCUAGUAUAGGUGAGGGAAUAACUUCCAAGAACGGUGGCAAAAGUAAUGACACAACAAAAAGUAUGACGUCAGAAACUUCCAACCUUCCCCCAAGAACAAAACAGCAGCUUCGAAAAGAUAACUCAUCCAAACUAGGAGCAUUUUAUAACAAAACCAGAAAGAAACAUAGAAAAAGUUUCCCAACGUUCCAACACCUUUAUGAACCGGGAACAAAAAUCGGUUCUAUAGAAUCCGCACACGAUGAUUUCAUUACUUGCUUAGAUUUUGAUGGGCCCUUCGGCACCUUGUGUACAGCCGGAUAUCUCGAUCAUACUGUAAAAAUUUGGGAUUUAUCCAAACGAAAGAAAAUUGGGGAGUUAGCUGGGCAUCUUGCUACAAUUAAUUGUAUGCAAAUCGAUCGUGACUACGGGACGCUUGUUACAGGUGGUAGAGACGCAGCUUUAAAACUAUGGAACUUGAAUUUAGCCGAACAGCUUUACCAAGAAACUCAAAAUCUCACCUGUCCCGCUAGUCAAAUUGAUUCUCCAUGUGUCUUUACAUUUGAAGCUCAUAUUGACGAGGUUACUGCAUUAUCAUUGGAUCCCAAUUUCUUGGUAAGUGGUUCGCAAGAUAGAACCAUUAGGCAAUGGGACUUAUGUUCCGGGAAAUGUAUGCAGACCAUUGAUUUGAGUUUUGCUAAUGUCUUGACAACCGCUACCAAUGUAGAUUUGUCAAAGAGCACUCUCCUUACCCAAAGAAGUGAGAGGCCUACUAUAGGUGCACUACAGAGUUUUGACGCAGCAUUGGCUACAGGUACAAAGGACGGUAUUGUGAGAUUAUGGGAUUUAAGAUCCGGCAAAGUAAUACGUACUUUGGAAGGGCAUACAGACGCCAUAACAUCAUUGAAGUUUGAUUCUGCGUGCUUAGUUACCGGUUCAUACGACAGGACAGUCAGGGUCUGGGAUUUGAGAACUGGAUUGUUGAGCAAGUUUCAUGCAUACAAUGCGCCCGUGUUAUCUUUAGAUUUCUUUCAGGACAACGCUGCAGUCGUCGUGUCAAAUGCAACAUCUAUUCAUAUUUACGAUAGCAACAAGGAUGAAAGCUGGCCCUGUGUCGAAAAAGGCGACGAAGUGAACGUUACUGCCGUUAAAUACAAAGAUAACUACAUGCUCGAGGGUCGCGGGAAUGGAGACGUGCAUAUUUGGGCAGUCUAA
Molecule: messenger RNA, 2127 nt
Organism: Saccharomyces kudriavzevii IFO 1802
Lineage: Eukaryota; Fungi; Ascomycota; Saccharomycetes; Saccharomycetales; Saccharomycetaceae
Gene: MDV1
Product: Mdv1p
Exons: 1
Coding region: 1-2127 (708 amino acids)
Molecular function (GO): protein binding
Source: RefSeq, a predicted model, not a curated record